This is a messenger RNA of Cyphomyrmex costatus, 1653 nucleotides long. RefSeq names its product synapsin (gene Syn). The record is from RefSeq and is a predicted model, not a curated record. The transcript is spliced from 8 exons. Bases 1 to 1653 code for a protein of 550 amino acids. Gene Ontology annotation, molecular function: metal ion binding; ATP binding. Gene Ontology annotation, biological process: neurotransmitter secretion. Gene Ontology annotation, cellular component: synaptic vesicle; synaptic vesicle membrane. NCBI's taxonomy places the organism in Eukaryota, Metazoa, Arthropoda, Insecta, Hymenoptera, Formicidae.
AUGGGCCGGCAAGACUCGUCUCAGCCGUAUCAAGCGAUGCCGGACCGACCCCUGCAGUCGCAACCGGGCCCGAUACCGCUGCCGACCCAGCCGCCGAUUCCAGGUGUUCCACCCCAGGGACCGCCGCAGCCCAUCGGCGGCGAUCUCAGUCUCAACCUGAGACCUGGCUCGCGGACCACUAGCGCACCAUCCUCACCGGCGAAGACACGGGAGAGUUUGCUUCAACGGGUACAGAGCUUAACCGGCGCCGCCCGCGACCAGGGUGCUUCUAUUUUGGGAGCGGCGGUAUCUGGCGCGACCAGAGGCUCGUCAUACAGCAAGGACCGAUGCUUUACUUUGCUGGUGAUCGAUGACCAGAAUACUGAUUGGAGCAAAUACUUCCGGGGACGCAGAUUACAUGGCGAUUAUGAAAUCCGCGUGGAGCAGGCGGAAUUUCGAGAACUGUCCCUGACGGCAAGUGAGGCGGGAACCGUAGUGUCCAUGGCUGUCUAUCGUAACGGGACCAAAGUUAUUCGAUCGUUUAAACCUGAUUUCGUAUUGAUACGUCAAAAUCUACGAGAUGCUGGAGAAGAUUACAAGAAUCUUCUUCUUGGUAUGAUGUAUGGCGGUGUACCUAGCGUUAAUAAUCUCACAGCAAUUUACAACUUUCAGGACAAACCUUGGGUAUUUGCUCACUUGCUGGGACUACAACGUCGUUUAGGUAAAGACAACUUCCCCCUGAUCGAACAGAGUUAUUAUCCCAAUCAUCGCGAAAUGGUGAGUGCAUCUCGAUAUCCCGUCGUAGUGAAAUUGGGCCACGCCCACGGCGGAACCGGCAAGGCCCGUGCGGAAACAAAUCAGGAAUUUCUAGAUCUCGCUUCGUUGGCAGCUAUGGCGAACACUUACUGUACAGCGGAACCUUACAUCGACACCAAGUACGACGUGCAUGUACAGAAAAUCGGGAACAAUUACAAAGCUUUCAUGCGGAAAAGCAUAAGCGGUAACUGGAAAUCGAACACCGGAUCGGCUAUGCUAGAACAGCUCUCCGUGAGCGAACGACAUCGCACAUGGGUCGAUCACGUGGCACAAUUAUUCGGAGGAUUGGAUAUCUGUGCGAUUGAACUGCUGGUGGGCAAGGACGGUCGGGAGCAUAUUAUCGAGGUCAACGACAGCGCGUUAUCCUUAAUGGGUGACUCUCAGGAAGAGGAUCGACGUCACAUCGCUGAAUUGGUUACCGCAAAGAUGCAGGUUUACUGUCGACCUCCGAGUAUGUUGACGAAAACGGCCUCGCGGGGUUCGAUGUCGGGUUCUAGUCAGGUGGGUAGUCCGGUAGAAGAUCGAACUGCACCUCCAACCGCACCCUUGGGAUCCCACGGAAGUAUGGGCUCUAUGGGUAGUAUAGGAAGCUUAGGUUCCGUGGCUUCCACUGCACCGAUAACUGGCGACGUCACUACCUCGGACAGUCAUCAUCAGUUGCAGCGACGCGAUUCUCAAGCUUCUCAAUCAAGUACGGUAAGCAGCGCGCCUUCAGUCGGCCGACGUACUGAAGAACCACCACCAUCUAGGGUGCCGUUCCAUCGACAAGGUAGCCAGUCGCAGGCUCCGGGUGAAGAUACUGAAGACACAAUGAAGAAUCUGCGAAAGACUUUUGCCGGUAUUUUUGGCGACAUGUAG